AUGAAAAUAUUUCUCAAGUUACCUAAAGAAGUUCAAGCAUUAAUCAUUAAAUAUAUAGAUGAUAAAUCAAAAAUUCUGGAAUUAAUUGCAAUCCCUCCCUUACGUGAAUUAGCUUUAAAAGAAAGAUUUUCAACAUAUCAUGUUGAUCCAGAAUGUAAUGGAGAUGGAGAUGGUUGUAUUGAAGCUUUAAAAUCACUUUAUUAUGAAUUUAAAUUUAAACCUUUUAAAAUUAUUGGUGAAAAUCUUGUUAUCAAGGAAUUACUUAAUCUCACAAAAUCAGAAUCCAUAAAUGAAAAAUCUGAAUGUCAUAAUCAAAAAAUUUCAAAUGAUGUUAUUGAUUAUUCAACAAGUAAUUUUGAAAUUUUAUUAAAUUCAUUUGGUGGAUUUAUUGAAUUGAAAAAGAUUAUGGAUCAUGUUAAUGUUGUUGGAAUUCAUAUGUUAUAUGAUAUGGAUGGUGAUAUAAUUCCUCCUUGUGAUAAAAGAAAAUCAGCUGCUUCUUAUAUAAAAGCAUUUAAAAAAGCUAAUUUAGAAGAAUUAACUACAACUUAUGACAAACAAUUUAAAGUUGAAUUUCCCACAUCUUUAAAACGUUUGUCAUUACAUUGUAAACCAACUGAUAAACUCAAUUUAGAUUUAAAAAAAUUAGCAAAACUUGAACACUUGGAAUGUAAAUUGCUUUUUGGAGUUCAAUCAGUAAAUGAUCUUAAACUUUCUAAUUCCAUUAAAAAAUUAGAAAUUAUUGCAUGUGGGUUUGAAAACUUGGGUGAUUUAAGGAAUCUCAAUAAAUUGAGAACUCUUCAGAUUAUAGAUUGUUCAAAAUUGAUUGAUUUUAUUAAAUGUUCAUUUCCAGAAUCAUUAGAAAUCUUAAAUUACAAUAAUGGUGUUGAUAUAUUAAAAGUGUCUACAUUAUAUGAAAAUACUAAGAAUGGUACAAAUGCACAAUUUGAUUUAAAUGAUUUUUCUAAUGAUGGGAAAUCAUUUAUGAUUGGUUCUAAUGUAAAUUUUCCUUCAAACUUGAAAGUCUUAGAAAUUCAUGAUCCUACAAGAACAUUAGAAAUAGGUUCAAAUCUAAAAUUGAAAAAUCUUUGCAUUUUGGUAUUAUCAGAAAUUUCAAAAAUUAAUUUAAAUGGUCUUUUAGAUUCUUUACCAAAAAUUAUGUUUGAUUUUACAAUUCGUGCAUCAGUAAUUUCUACAGUUGAAGGUAAAGCUAUAUUUCCAGAUUUAAUUCGUCUUCAACUUGAUUUUAAUAAUUUUAAAAAUAUAUUUAAAACAAAUAUUCAUGAAUUAAAAAAAUUAUCAAUCUUAAAACUUGAACAUAAUAUGUCACUUCAAUCAAAAGGUUAUGCUAGAGUUGAUCCUUUUCAAUUAUUACUGGUUAAUGACUCCAAAUCAACUAUAACCAAAAGAUCAAAAAAAGUUGAAACUAAUAAUGCUAGUAAUUCAAGAAAUUUUGUGAAUGUGAAAUUACCAGAGAUGAUGCAUUUAACUUUUACACAACUUACUGAAACAAAAUGGGAUGUACCAUUCUUUGAUGAUAAUGUACAACCAUAUAUAAUUAAACCAAUCAUUUCUCAAGUUUCUUUUGUUGAUUGUGAAACAUUAAAAUUUCUUAGUAUCAUUGGAUUAGAUGUUAAAGUUUUAAACAUUAAUUAUUUCCCUAUAUCAUUAGAAAAAUUAACAAUUGAAAAUUUUGAAUUACAAUCAAUUGAAGGUAAUUUUAAAAGUUUAAUAAAUUUAAAACAUUUAUAUUUAAUAAUGAAUCAAAUAAAUCACUCAAUGUUAAUUAAUCAAAAUUUUCCAAAAAGUUUAGAAAGAUUAGAUUUAUCAAAAAAUUUAAUUAAUGAUUUAAAUUGUUUAAAUUUAAAAAAUUGUAUUAAUUUAAUUGAUUUAUUUUUAUUUGAAGUUGCAACAAAAGAUGAAUUAAAAGGAUCAAAUGAAUUGAAACAAUCGUUUUUAAAAUUAACUAAGAAUUCUAAAUCUAAUCAUGCAGUUUUAAAUACUACUAAUUUCGAUGCUAUAUUUGAUAUUGCGGAUGGAAUUGAUGGUGUUACUUCCAAAAAAUUGAAAAAAGUAAUUAGAAAAUAA
This is a messenger RNA of Lodderomyces pseudojiufengensis, 2085 nucleotides long. RefSeq lists its product as uncharacterized. Gene Ontology annotation, molecular function: protein binding. The record is from RefSeq and is a predicted model, not a curated record. The transcript has a single exon. Bases 1 to 2085 code for a protein of 694 amino acids. NCBI's taxonomy places the organism in Eukaryota, Fungi, Ascomycota, Pichiomycetes, Serinales, Debaryomycetaceae.